UUAAUGGCAGACUAUUCAAGAUUCUAGUGCCUGCUACAUAGAAUGCUCUGUCACCACAGGAUAUAGGUUCAGAUCUUGGACUAGGUGACAUCAGUUCUGAACUGAACAUUUCUUCUGUGGGCCAUGAUUAAAUAUCAGAGGGAUAAGUAAGAAGGGACUCAAUUACAAAAAAAAGCUUACUGUGUAUUUUCAUGCUGCUGCAGUGCUGAACCAGCUAGAGGAACUUCUGAGUGACAUGAAAGCAGAUGUGACACGACUUCCCAACAUGCUGUCCAGAAUCCCACCAGUGUCGGCUCGUUUGCAAAUGUCGGAAAGGAGCAUCCUGAGCCGCCUCACCAGCAGAGGCAGCGAACCUCCACCACAGCAGCCUUUUAGCCAGGGAGGCUUCGGCUGCUCCCAGAUGUACAGCAGCGGUUUUGGUGGGGGAUUCAGAGGACCAGGCGGACAGCCUAUGGUCAACUACAGCCAGAUGCCCCUUGGACCUUACGUCAGCGUGUCAUCUAAUGGCCCCCCACCUCCUACAAGCCAUUUGGACAAGAAAUCACUUGACUCGUUCAGAGACGGGGCCACUCCUGAACUCAAGUCAGGCAAAGCAAGUGAUGUCAUCUGUAUUGAGGACUAGACCAGCUCUGUAUAAUUGACCUGAGGUCAGAAACUCCCAGGGAUGGAAUCUGGAUGGAUGACUGCUGCCCUUGUCUUAUGCUACAUCCUUCAUUUUUUCCCUCCUAUCUCAUAAUCUGCUAACUGAAGCUCGGCUAUGAGCGGAUAAGGCAAUUAACUUUUUCAUCCGUGUACAUGUAUCUAUCAAAAAAGUUGCACUUUUAUCUUUCAAGGAUCCUAUAGAGGUGUUUCAGUAGGUAUUUGCUUUCUUUGUAGAAAAACUGAGAAUCAGGAGGGAAGAUGAAGCAGUUUUUUUUUUUUUGGAAGAGGACUUUGGAAGGUCUGCACUAUAAAGUAAAACUCAAUCAAGUCAAGUGUCAGAUGCUCUUUAUUGGGGCUCGUCUUUAUCUUUUAAUGUAAGUUUUAUUUAUUUAAUUUUUGCAAGCUGUGACUUUGUAAAUCUGCUUGCAACCCCUUGCUUUUCUGGAUUUGCCAACCCCUUUACACUGUGACUGUGCUGCUCUGAAGCUUGAUCUAUGUGAAGAGGAGAGAAAUUCACUUGUUGUUUGAGCCGAUAGUUUUCGAACAUCGGUAUCUUCAAAGUUACUGUACACGAACAUGUGUUUUUAUCCUUUAUGUUAUAGAAUAAUGGUUAUCGAGGAAAUCAAAACCUUUACUAUGCUUUUGCAAAACAGUUUAUCUGAAUCCUAUGAAGACUGCCACCUGCUGGUAACGUUGAGAAAGUAGUUCUUGCUGAACGUGACGCUACAUGUAACGGCAUCACCUUUCAAGGGUGGCGUCUUCUGCUGUACAUAUUAGGAAACUGCAAUUUAUUUUACAUCACGAAGGUCUAAUGAAAGUGAAAAUGACAACAACGGCUAAAACAAAUGUUCAGGUCUUAGCAUUAUUCAUAAAAAUCCAGCCAAAAAAAUGUAAGUUACAGAAGAUUUUUUAUUUUAAAUUGUUUUGUACUGGAAACAGUUUGUGACUGUUUGUUUGAAUGUUAGUGUUGCUUGUAGCGCUACACCCACAUAAACCACACUGGGACCAUAAACUGGAACUUUUUUGCUUGGCCUCUCUCUUCAGACCAAGCGAGAGUAAGAACUAACAAGUUUCAUUUUCUCUUUUAUGUCCUUCCCUUUUUAACGAAAAUACAUGCUUAURUCUCAUUGUCACAUUCAGCUCACUUUAGGAUCUGAGUUUUUGUAUCCCUCUCUUUAAGUUGCAGUAAAAACAGAUGCAUAAACUUACUUGAUGCCAUUAUAAGGGAAUAACCCACUCUUUGAUGCAAUGUCUUUUGUCUGCUGAGGCACAGAUUGUAAAAGAGGUGGUGCCACAGUCUAAAGUUGCAUGUGUUCUCAUUCCAAUUUUAAAGGACCAGGGUUGCACAUUGUUACUCUGUGCAGCUUUUUUUGUUUGUUUUUACUGUUUGUUCUGUUUGUGUUGCUAUCCUUUAAUUUGACUCAUAAAAUGUGUGGAUUUAA
This is a messenger RNA of Poecilia reticulata (guppy), 2084 nucleotides long. NCBI's taxonomy places the organism in Eukaryota, Metazoa, Chordata, Actinopteri, Cyprinodontiformes, Poeciliidae. The record is from RefSeq and is a predicted model, not a curated record.